AUGCCACGACAUGAAGAGUUCCCGAGUAAAGGAGUAGAGGGCGUACCAAGUGAUGAUAUAGGUUGGCAUUUUGGAACACCUGUGCCAAAUACGAGAGAAAAUAUUUUAUGUAAACUUUGUGAUAAAGUUGUAAAAGGAGAAAUAACACGUUUCAAAGAACACAUUGCUUAUAAAACUGGCAAUGUUGCACCAUGCCCUAAAGUUACUGACAUCGCUACUAGACAAGUCGUGCGAGAUAGUAUCCAAUCACAACAUGAGUGGCACAGAAGACAAGAAUUCAGACAAAGAACUAGUGGUUGGAGUAACAUAAUGAAGAAGGAUGAAGCUCUCAUGGUUCAAAGUAAAAGUUCAAGACAACCAAAAGUAAGUGAUUCAUUUCUAAAGAUAUUAAGAAGAAAAAUGGCAAAAGUUGGCCAACAUGUAAGACUUCCAACACCUUAUGAGAUCUUAGAUGUGUAUUUAAAGUCUGAGUAUCAACAAGUUCAUGAAUGGAAAUCUGUAGAUGUCUUAAGUAUUCGUAGUAGAGAUGCAAACUUUUACUACAGAUUAUUAGAUGAAGUUGUGGAAGAAAUUAGAGAAAAAUGCAUUGUUCAAAUAGUCAUUGAUAAUGAGGCAGCACUUAAGGUCGUAGAAAAAAGACUAAUGGAGAAGAGAAAACAUUUAUAUUGA
Molecule: messenger RNA, 669 nt
Organism: Durio zibethinus
Lineage: Eukaryota; Viridiplantae; Streptophyta; Magnoliopsida; Malvales; Malvaceae
Source: RefSeq, a predicted model, not a curated record